AUGAAAAUGCCUUUUUCUUCACAAUUGAAAUGGUCUUCCCAUGAAUUUGCUUUGUGCCUUCAAAAAUGCGUGAAAGCAAAGGCCUUGAGACCGGGCGUGCAGGUCCAUGCCACGUUAGUCACUAGUGGAACAAACAUGAACGUUUUGUCUCUAGAUUCAAAGCUUGUUGGAAUGUACGCUAGUUGUGGUGAUCUGAAAUCAGCUAGGCUUUUGUUUCAAACAAUUGAACACCCCAAUGUUUUUGCAUUCAAUUGGAUGGUUUUGGGGUUGGCUUACAAUGGUCACUUUGAUGAUGCAUUGUUGUACUUUCGUUGGAUGCGUGAGGUUGGCCACAUGGGCAACAAUUUCACCUUUUCCGUUGUUCUUAAAGCCUGUAUUGGCGUGAUGGAUGUGAAUAUGGGGAGACAGGUUCAUGCCAUGGUUUGUGAAAUGGGUUUUCAAAAUUAUGGCUCCAUUGCCAAUGCUCUCAUAGAUAUGUAUGGCAAAUGUGGGGGCAUUUCUUAUGCGCUCAGGGUGUUUGAUGGAAUGCGUGACAGAGAUGUUGCCUCGUGGACGUCAAUGAUUUGUGGGUUUUGUAACGUGGGGGAAAUUGAGCAAGCAUUGAUGUUGUUUGAGAGGAUGAGGUUGGAAGGAUUGGAACCAAAUGAUUUCACAUGGAAUGUGAUUCUUGCGGCUUAUGCUCGGUCAAGUGAUAGCAGUAAAGCUUUUGCUUUCUUUGAGAGGAUGAAAACGGAAGGUGUUGUUCCUGAUGUGGUUGCAUGGAAUGCAUUGAUUUCUGGGUUUGUACAAAAUCGUCAAGUCAGGGAAGCGAUUAAGAUGUUUAGGGAGAUGAUACUUUCAGGGAUUCAGCCAAAUCAAGUGACUGUCGUUGCACUUCUUCCUGCAAGUGGAUCGGAAGGUUGUAUUAAAUGGGGAAAAGAGAUUCAUGGAUUUGUAUGCCGGAAGGGAUUUUAUGCGAAUGUUUUCGUUGCCAGCGCUCUCAUUGACAUUUAUUCGAAGUGUGGAAGUUUGAAAGAUGCUCAAAAUGUAUUUGACAGUAUUCCAUGUAAGAAUGUUGCAUCGUGGAAUGCAAUGAUUGAUUGUUAUGGAAAGUGUGGCCUGGUUGAUUCCUCAUUGGAGCUGUUUAAAAAAAUGCAGGAAGAAGGACUGCAACCCAAUGAAGUUACUUUUACAUGUGUUCUUUCAGCAUGCAGCCAUAGUGGUUCAGUGCAGAAAGGUUUAGAGAUUUUCUCAUCAAUGAAUGAAUGUUAUGGGAUUGAGGUAAGCAUGAAGCAUUAUGCUUGUGUGGUUGAUCUCUUGUGCCGCUCCGGAAGGACGGUGGAAGCAUAUGAUUUUUUCAAAGCCUUGCCAAUACAAGUCACAGAGUCGAUGGCUGGAGCUUUCCUACAUGGGUGCAAAGUCCAUGGAAGAAGAGAUCUGGCUAAAAUGAUGGCAGAGGAAAUAAUGCAAAUGAAGUUAAAAGGACCUGGUAGCUUUGUUACACUAUCAAAUAUAUAUGCUGCUGAAGGUGACUGGGAAGAGGUUGGGAAUGUAAGGAAUGUGAUGAAAGACAUAAAUGUCAAUAAGCAGCCUGGUUUUAGUUGGCUUGAAGGUACAUGA
Molecule: messenger RNA, 1599 nt
Organism: Sphenostylis stenocarpa
Lineage: Eukaryota; Viridiplantae; Streptophyta; Magnoliopsida; Fabales; Fabaceae
Source: the annotation of a GenBank genome assembly